CCAGCGCGGCGGCGGCGGCGGCAGCAGCAGGAGCAGCCCCGGCUGCGGGUCGCGACGGCGGCGGGGCGCCCCCUCCCCCGUGCCGGGGCGCGGCGGAGGGAUGUGGGGCCUUGCGGGAGGGAGGCUUUUCGGCAUCUUCUCGGCCCCGGUGCUGGUGGCUGUGGUGUGCUGCGCCCAGAGUGUGAACGAUCCCGGGAACAUGUCCUUUGUGAAGGAGACGGUGGACAAGCUGUUGAAAGGCUACGACAUUCGCCUGAGACCCGACUUCGGGGGUCCCCCGGUCUGCGUGGGGAUGAACAUUGACAUCGCCAGCAUCGACAUGGUUUCCGAAGUCAACAUGGAUUAUACCUUAACCAUGUAUUUUCAACAAUAUUGGAGAGAUAAAAGGCUCGCCUAUUCUGGGAUCCCUCUCAACCUCACGCUUGACAAUCGAGUGGCUGACCAGCUAUGGGUGCCCGACACAUAUUUCUUAAAUGACAAAAAGUCAUUUGUGCAUGGAGUGACCGUGAAAAACCGCAUGAUCCGCCUUCACCCUGAUGGGACAGUGCUGUAUGGGCUCAGAAUCACCACGACAGCAGCAUGCAUGAUGGACCUCAGGAGAUACCCUCUGGACGAGCAGAACUGCACUCUGGAAAUUGAAAGCUAUGGCUACACCACGGAUGACAUUGAGUUUUACUGGCGAGGCGGGGACAAGGCUGUCACCGGAGUGGAAAGGAUUGAGCUCCCGCAGUUCUCCAUCGUGGAGCACCGUCUGGUCUCGAGGAAUGUUGUCUUCGCCACAGGUGCCUAUCCUCGACUGUCGCUGAGCUUUCGGCUGAAGAGGAACAUUGGGUACUUCAUUCUUCAGACGUACAUGCCCUCGAUACUGAUAACGAUUCUGUCGUGGGUGUCCUUCUGGAUCAAUUAUGAUGCAUCUGCCGCUAGGGUCGCCCUCGGGAUCACAACCGUGCUGACAAUGACAACCAUCAACACCCACCUUCGGGAGACCUUGCCCAAAAUCCCCUACGUCAAAGCCAUCGACAUGUACCUUAUGGGCUGCUUCGUCUUUGUGUUCCUGGCCCUUCUGGAGUACGCCUUUGUCAACUACAUCUUCUUUGGAAGAGGCCCUCAAAGGCAGAAGAAGCUUGCGGAAAAGACAGCCAAGGCAAAGAAUGACCGUUCAAAGAGCGAAAGCAACCGGGUGGAUGCUCAUGGAAAUAUUCUGUUGACAUCGCUGGAAGUUCACAAUGAAAUGAAUGAGGUCGCAGGUGGUGUUGGCGAUACCAGGAAUUCAGCAAUAUCCUUUGACAACUCAGGAAUCCAGUACAGGAAACAGAGCAUGCCUCGAGAAGGGCAUGGGCGAUUCCUGGGGGACAGAAGCCUCCCGCACAAGAAGACCCAUCUACGGAGGAGGUCUUCGCAGCUCAAAAUUAAAAUACCUGAUCUAACCGAUGUGAAUGCCAUAGACAGAUGGUCCAGGAUCGUGUUUCCAUUCACUUUUUCUCUUUUCAACUUAGUUUACUGGCUGUACUAUGUUAACUGAGUGACUGUACUUGAUUUUUCAAAGACUUCAUUUAACACUGAGUGAAAUAUUACUCUGCCUGUCAAGUUUUUAUACCUGUACACACACAGACACACACACAAGCAGACACACACAUAUAUACAUACGCAAUUGUAUAUAUAUGUGAACUUUCUCAGCAUAUAUAUAAAAUACACGUGUAUAUGAGGAUGUAUGUGUAUAUGUUUAUACACACAGGAGUCAGUGCCCAUGUGUAUGGAAGACAAAUACACAUACAUAUAUACAUUUUGCAGCUAUGGACAAUUUACCACAGGAUGCAUAUUAAAGAAAGUCAUAGUUUUUUUCUUUUGUAAUUGAAAGGGACAAGUAUCUAAAUAUUAUGCCUUGAGAAUGAGGGCGUGAAACACAAUAUCAUCCCCAAAUGUGUCUUUUAUUACCAUAAGUUAGAUGUUUUAGUUUAAAAAUCAGAAAGACAUUCUUAGUUAAUCUUUGAAAACUCAUACAGUGGUAUUGCUAGUUUAAAAUGAGUCACUCACUUCAUAUCCUCUCGUUCAGUUUAGUAAGCGAAGGCUUCUUGGCUUUUCUGGUGAUGAGGUUUGUUUUCACCGGGCAUACGUUUUCUGUAAUGGUUUAGUGGCUGGGGUGAGCCACUGGCAGUGUGCUUACCUGUUGUCUUAAACAUAGAUAGAUCCCACGUUGAUGUCUGAACGACCGUCUUUUGAAAACCCAUCGGGAGUGAAUGGCAUCUCAUUGUAAGUACUCUAAUAUACAGUGUGUAGUUUGUUUCUGUUAUUCACUUGGAGUGGAUCCAGCUUCACUGUCAUGUGCGAACACAGUGGCACAUUUUGCCAAUGACAUUUCAAUCACUGAAAAUGUGCUCUACAUCUCGUAUGGAUUUCUAGGCCUGAUAUCCAACAGAAAGCAUAGACGUCUCAGGUUAUUCGUUACUCUAAGGUAAAACCAUCUAGGAUGAUUUUCCCCCUUGCAGUUAUGUUAUCAAUCAUUCUUAUAACAUUGUAUGUUAAUAGAAAAUAUAUUUGCAUAAUAUGCAUAUAUAUGUAUAUUUACCAAGAUUUCGUUUCUUACGCUUGCUAUCACGGCAGCAUGCGAUGUCAUAGUUUCCUUUAUGUGAUGUAACUACUUUCUGUUAUCUAGAAAUUAAGAUUGAAGCUAAAACACUUCUGUUCAAUUUUGGAAACUAAGAAACAUCCUCAUGCCUUUAUUUCUGUAUCUGACAUAUUUCAUAAGCACAUCCAACUACUCCCAGACUGACGAGGAUUCUGCAGGAACAUGACCCCUACACACCACGCGUCACCCAACGACCCACGACCGUUCUCUGAGGCAAAGGAGGGCAACCUGACGGCAAACUCGGUCACUGUUGCUUCCUUCUGAUCCACAGCCUCAUCAGUAUUUGGACUUUUUAAAGCUCGUAGAAACAAGACAAGGUGCACCGGUUUCAUAGACGCAACCUUAACUUACUAUUUAGAUGAGAUCUUUCUAAAGAAAAAAAAAAAGAGAUGAUAUAUUUUUUGUAAACAAUAUUUCUAUCACAGGCAUCCAUAAACUGAAAUGACUACAGUUGUGCAAACAGGUGUCACAGUGAAGUUGAGCAUUUGGAGAAAAAAUAAAAAGCAAAUUUGCAGGAAGAACUGCUAAAUUAAUACUUUAUCCCAAAAUGCCACGUAUGCCUCACCCUCUCUGUUCUAUCCAAAACCAAGGACCGGAGUCUAGCCCAGUGCUCCGAUGGCUGGCCCCAGUUGUCUCGACAUAGGUAGGGGCACCACCUUCCCUGAGGAUGCUUGUGGUGUAGACUGUCCCCAUGAGGUGACCACUACUUGAUUUUUCUUUGGUGGCUGUAACAACCUUUAAUUUGUGGGCAUCUGCAACAGUUCAAAACCCACCAUCAGACAAAACAUAAUCCACAAAAUCUCACGCUAGAGGCGAUUACCUCCUUUAAGGCCCUUUUCCCUCCUUCAUUCCUAUCUUUUUCCUCCUAAUCACUGCUCUCUGGUUUUAUUUUCAUCUGGAGACUAGCCAGGGAUUCCUUUGGCUUUGGCUUUUCUCUGACAGUUUUUUCCAUCGGUAACAAUGGGGGAUCCUAAAAGUUAAACAGAUUGGGAAAAACCUUGUAAGUGGCCUUAUCAUUAUUAUCAUGUUAAAGAAAAAAAUACAUUUGCAAAGACCUUAUCCCUUUCAAUACUUCAGGUAUAUAUUUUUCCGUAUCCAGUAAUUAAAGGUGUGAAGUCCACAUGCAGAAGAGGGACCCCAAAAUGUACAUGGAUGUGGACAAAAACAGUCGAUGGUCUAUUUAAGUGUAUAAUUUAUACUGUUCAGAACUGUGACAUUAAUUCUUUCUGGGAGAAAAGUGAUUUAAAACUUUUUUGAUGCAUAGUUGAGGUACCCAAAUAUCACAGGCAGAGACCCCAUGAGGCUCCAAGGAGCUGCAGUCUCCUUCCCGAGGUUUUCUGGAUAUAAAUUUGCAUGGUAUAGUCAUAAUAGCUUUUGAGCUUUUUAUAUGCAUUUGGCACCAAGACUGGGAUCCACAACUUUGUAGACACCGCGAUGAAGUUAACAUAUUAGCUAUACUAUAAAUAGUGUUUGUAACUACACACACACACAAACACACACACACAAAUACAUACAUAUAUUCUGUAAAAACAACAAAAGAAAACUUUUUAAGAUCCUUGGGUAUGUGUUUGCUUUACUCCAUAUCAGAAGAAAAUUACUUUUCUUCUAACACAAUUAUUUUAUAGCUUCUCCAUUUUUAAAACUUGUGAGAACAUUGAGAAGAGAACUCUGUGUUAGCAGAAGAGAGUUGAAUUGGAGUCUCUGUUGUGUUCAAAUGACCUCUCAGUACUCCACAGUAGUUAUUUGAGCCAGUGACUGAGCCGCGUUGAGGAAUCCUGAACCCGGACCUCUGACAUUGUUGGGAGGUGGCUGCUACCCACACCCAGACCUCUUGAGUAAGGAGAGAAACAUUAUCAUUGGGGAUAUAAUGAGAUUUCUUUCUUAACAACUGAAAGUAAUAAAAAGUUAAUUUUCUAAGUA
Molecule: messenger RNA, 4546 nt
Organism: Chlorocebus sabaeus (green monkey)
Lineage: Eukaryota; Metazoa; Chordata; Mammalia; Primates; Cercopithecidae
Gene: GABRB3
Product: gamma-aminobutyric acid type A receptor subunit beta3
Biological process (GO): monoatomic ion transmembrane transport
Cellular component (GO): membrane
Molecular function (GO): GABA-A receptor activity; extracellular ligand-gated monoatomic ion channel activity
Source: RefSeq, a predicted model, not a curated record